Symbiodinium sp. CCMP2592 is the source of this 2844-nucleotide messenger RNA. Lineage: Eukaryota; Dinophyceae; Suessiales; Symbiodiniaceae. The record is from the annotation of a GenBank genome assembly.
AUGGAUGAGGACGAGAUGAGAUUGGCUCUUCAUGAGCUGCACCGAGUGAAGCAGGAACUCGACGACGGGGAAGAGCCUUCCAAGGAGACUUCAUCACUUGCCCGCCCGAUCGCAACGCCCGCUCGAGCAGCAAAGGUUGAGGAAGACCAGACUGAGGAAGCAUUGGCCGAGCGACUGAUGCUAGCUGCUCGCGCCCGCAUUGGACGCAUGAUGAAGCCCAAGACGAAGCGAACCGACCUCGUCCCCCCUAAGUGUGUUCGGGAUCACUUUGAAACCGGGCACAAGAAGCAGCUGGCACAGAUGCUGAUCGAGUGCAACUUCGACAAGGCUACCUUCUUUAACAGGGUCGAAAAGAUUGUGCUGAAGCGCGACGAGCAAGUGGUCGAGAAGGAGCAAGGCUGGUACAGCGAAGCUGAGAUGAAAGCCGACCUUAGCUGGUCCUCGCCGCCCCGGAUCAAUGGCGCCGUGGCAUUUUGCCGGGCACGAUCGAAGACUCACGUCCGGAAGAAUCAAUAUGACGACGUGGAAGAGUUCUGGGUUACGAUUCGUGAAAAGGGCAGCUCUAAGCAGAUGCUUGCUUCUGAAGAAGUGCACCGCAAGAUUGAAGAAGCCAAGGAUGACGUCAACUUGGAUGGCAAGUUCGAUGGCCUGGACGAGGCCAACGCAAGGGAAGCGGCUGAGAAGGCCCAGGGUGCAGUCAAGGCCGCACCCGCAGACAGCAAGUUCCAGGAGACCCUCGCGAAGUUCUGUGAUUCGCUGCUGAACAAAAAGAACAAAAUCCAUGUUCUCAUCCGCGAUCUCGAACAGAACUACACGUGCUCGAAGUCUCAAGAGAGCCGGGACAGCCUGGAGAAGCAUCUGCAGGCAAUGGAUGGCGAGUUCGAGACCUUGAACGAUUUGAAGACAAAGGGAGAGGUUUUCGGCUGGGAUGAGAAGCUCCUAGUGGAGGUGGAGUCCAAGAUGAAAGGGGCCACUUUCAAGACUUCCAAGGCCAUGGGCCUGGAAUCCAAGAUCAGGCAAGAGAAGAAGUUCUUUGGCAAGUCCGAGAAGCCCAAGCGCACGCCUAAGGCCAAAGCCACCCCUUCGCCAUCUGCCAGUACCUGCGCAAGCGCCGUGCGGGUGGCUCGGGAUGUCGUUUCCGACAUCGGUGUUGCGGCAGCAAGCUCAAGUGGCGGAUUGUGUGCUCUAGCUUCCUGUGAUGAGCGGCACGCUGAGAGAGAUUCGCAUCGCUUGAUGGCGAAGCAGCUGAAGCUCAGUCUGCCAGUGCCGAUUUCGACCUUGAUGGGGACGGCUUUUCCAACUCUCCGUUUGAGGGAUUGGAUGGAUUUCCUCCUCAAUCGCAACUGCUGGCAUGUGCUUUGUGGCUUGGUUCGGCCAGAUACAGAUCGGGAACAAGCAAUCUUGAGAGAAUUUUGGCACAGAUUUCGGCAGUGCCAUCCCGAUCAUGAAGUGUUUCGGCUGGCUGAUUCCAACCAAAUCAGUUUGGCUCGAACCGCACCACUGCUGUACCACGGAGAUGAAGGCAGGGGGAGGCGGAGGACGCCAUUCCUCGUGACUUCAUUCCAUGGACUGCUUGGACGAGGGAUUCGAUCUGGGCUUCAGGCUCAAGCCAAGGCUGGUGCUCCCAAGGAAUACACCAAGCUGAAGCCGAAUUUUAUCGGACAUUCCUAUACCAAUCGGUACCUGCACUGUGCGAUGCCGAAAAUGGCAUACCAGGACGACGACGUCUUCGCUGCGAUCCUGGAAAGUGCCAGUGCUGAGGCCGAGCACAUGUGGAAGUCUGGCAUUCAGCACAGGUACACUGGUGCAAGAUACUGGGCAGUCGUGCUGAAUGUUACCGGCGAUUGGCCCUGGCUUGUCAAGGGAGGGAAUUUGGGUCGAUCCUUCAGUCAUGCCAUCAAAGGCACGAAGGAGGUCAAGAAGGCGCCGGCAGGGAUCUGCCACAAAUGUCUGGCAGGGACGCUCGAAUACAACUUCGAAUGCGUCCAUCUGCGCACUCCGCCGUGGCUCAGCACACUUCACUCCCAGAGCCCUUUUUUGGACCCGAGGUCGUCUUUGACUUCGUUGCUUUGCACAAAAGGACAAGAAGCAGAUAUAUUCGCUUACGACCUGUGGCACUCCUGGCAUCUCGGAGUGGCGAAGGUUUUCCUUGGAUCGGCGUUGGCCCUUCUCUCCGACCGUUUUCCUGGAAGGAGUGUGCAUGCGCGUUUUGCUGAGCUCAACUCCGCCUACUUCUCCUGGUGUCAUGAGCACAGCCAUGCUCCGAUCCUGACACGUCUAACAACCUCGACCAUCGAAUGGGACCCCACCACAAACUACCCCAAGGGCAACUGGUUUAAGGGUGAGCUUAGCACCACCCUGGGCCGGUUCGUGCGGUACAUGACGAGUGGCGGUAACAACGAAAGUCGCAUGUUGGACCUGGUUGGCGAGGCGUGUGCGGCCAUAGACACUUGUGUACGUGGAUUAUAUGAGCAUGAUGCUUUCUUGCCUAGCGAAACGGCGCGAGAGCUUGGCGAGCACGGUCUUCGCUUCCUGCGCAGAUUCACCACCUUGGCCCGAAUGUCUCUGGAGUCUGGAUGGGCCUUAUUUCUUGUAACGCCGAAAAUACAUGUACUGCAGCAUGUAUUCUUGGUUGACCUGGUGCUCGCAGCAGAUCGUGGAGCGUGGGUGGUAAAUCCAAUAUGCUACUCGGUCCAGCAGUCCGAGGACUUCAUAGGUCGGAACUCAAGGGUCGCUCGGAAAGUUCACCCUUCACAAGCAUCCAGGCGGUGCCUUGAGCGUCAUCUCUUACAUGCCUACAAGCAAUAUCGCGAAGCAGGGCUUCUUGUGGACGCCAGAGAUUAA